Molecule: messenger RNA, 6428 nt
Organism: Epinephelus fuscoguttatus (brown-marbled grouper)
Lineage: Eukaryota; Metazoa; Chordata; Actinopteri; Perciformes; Serranidae
Gene: mcoln1b
Product: mucolipin TRP cation channel 1b
Exons: 13
Coding region: 150-1874 (574 amino acids)
Cellular component (GO): plasma membrane; lysosomal membrane
Molecular function (GO): NAADP-sensitive calcium-release channel activity
Source: RefSeq, a predicted model, not a curated record
AAAGCUGCGAUCUGUUUACGUUAUGUGUCAUCAACACACUGCGACACCACAGCAUCCUUUAUGUGUGAUGAUAAAAAACAUGAAUCCAGUCAGUGCUCGGUGUCUGUGCUGAACAUGUCCUCCUCCAUCUUCCCUGUGUGAUCGUCAUCAUGGCGUCUUCAAGUUACACUCACGUCGCGGACAGCGCCACAGAGAAGGACAGGCUCCUCUCCUCCGUGGCCGGCUAUGGGUCCCAGGACCAUCUUGUGGGAGGAAACCCUCGUCCCACUACUCUGGUGGGCUCUGAGCCCCCUCAGAAGCAGGAGGAAGAGGAGGAGGAGGAGGAGGAGGAGGCCCUGAGGAGGAAGCUCAAGUACUUCUUCAUGAGCCCUUGUGACAAGUAUCACGCCAAGGGACGCAAGCCUUUCAAACUGGGUCUGCAGCUGCUCAAAAUCAUCAUCGUGACCGUGCAGCUGGUGCUGUUCGGACUGAGCAACCAGAUGGUGGUGACGUUUAAAGAGGACAACACAGCUGCAUUCAAGCACCUUUUCCUGAAGGGAUACAAGGACGGCGCUCCUCAGGCCGUCCACACGCAGGAGGAGCUGUACAGCCGCAUCCACUUCGCCAUAGAGCAGUACAUGGCUCUACCUCAGAUCUCACUGGGGCGGUAUGCAUACGCAUUGGGCGUCGGUUAUAACGGAAGUGCACUCUCACUCUGCCAGAGAUACUACAGGAGGGGCACCAUUGAUCCCGUCAAUGACACCUUUGACAUCGAUCCCACUGUCGUCACCGAGUGCAUUGGACUGAACCCACUGACCGACGGUUCAGCUCCAGGAAACAGUGACUACAAGAAUUUCACUCUCAAGUUCUACAAGCUGAUCAAUGUAACCAUUGACUUCCAGCUGAAGGCCAUCAACAUUCAGACCAUCAUAAACAAUGAGAUCCCCGACUGCUACACCUUCGCCAUCACGAUCAUCAUGGAUAACAAGGCACACAGCGGCAAAGUCAAGAUCAGUCUGCAGAACCAGGCCUCAAUAAAGGAGUGUAAAGACCCCAAUGUUUCGGGACACGCGGAGAGCUAUGCUCGGGAGUUCUUAGAUGUGCUGGUGGCGUUCGUUUGCCUGCUGUCCCUGCUGCUGUGUGGCCGCUCCAUCCUCAGAGGCAUCCUCCUGCAACACGAGUAUGUGCAGCUUUUCAAACACAGACUUGGCCGCAGCGUGAGCUGGGGAGACAGGAUGGAGUUCAUCAACGGCUGGUACAUCCUGCUCAUCAUCAGCGACAUGUUCACCAUCAUCGGCAGCUUCAUCAAAAUUGGGAUCGAGUCCAAGACUUUGUCAUCGUAUGACAUGUGUGGGAUCCUGCUGGGAACCUCCACUCUGCUGGUGUGGGUAGGAGUCAUCCGUUACCUCAGCUUCUUCCAGAAAUACAACAUCUUGAUUGUGACUCUCAGAGCUGCUUUUCCAAAUGUUAUCCGCUUCUGCUGCUGUGCAGCUGCCAUUUAUAUGGGAUACUGCUUCUGUGGAUGGAUCGUGCUGGGGCCCUAUCAUACCAAGUUUCGCUCCCUGGCCAUGGUGUCAGAGUGCCUGUUUUCUCUCAUCAACGGAGACGACAUGUUUGUGACGUUCGCUGAGAUGGAGCAGAGCGGCACGCUGGUGUGGAUCUUCAGCCAGGUCUACCUGUACACCUUCAUCUCCCUCUUCAUCUACAUGGUGCUGUCCCUCUUCAUCGCACUCAUCACCGGAGCCUACGACACCAUCAUGGCCCAAACACAGGAGCAGGUACGAGUCAGCGACCUGCACACGUUCAUUGCAGAGUGCACGGACACACCCAGCUCUGGCAAGUUCCGCGGGCCUGAGGGGUCAUCGUGCUCCUUCCUGUGCUGCUUUGACUGUUGAGGAGGAGGAGGAGGAGGAGGAGAAAGCACAGAGGGAGUACAGAGGGAGUAAGCAGUGUACGGGUGUGUGUGUUUUUUCCCUCUCUUUAAAGCACUGUAUUUCCACUCUGGUGACAGCUGUCUGAAAUUGUGCUCCUUCCUCCAAACUCCCCGCGGGGACGAUAAACGCCUCGCGAGUGCACAGGCUGACCUUGGGCCGCGCUGUCCACGUUUGAAUUUUGCAUUUAGAUUUGUACUGGAACGAUUGAACACUCUGCACAGUCACAAGCCCAAUUACCUGCUUCAGCUUUUGUACUGUAUGAAUAAUUUAUCGUCUCUCUGAAAUGUCAGUUUGUUACAGGCUCUGACAACUGGACGCAUAUUGCCAGUAAACAUAUUCAUUGCUGUAGACUGGACACAGGGUCCGCUAAGUAAAAUGGAUGCACAUUUUCACUUGAAUGAUCCACUGAACACACACAGGGUUUUAUUAUCAUUUUAGUAUCCACGUGGCUGCCUUGGUGACGGGAUGUUUGGCCUCUUGAUUAUGUAAAUAUGUGUAUAUCCUCUGAUAUUUUAUAGCACAGGAACAAUAGGCACAAGAGACGGCUAAGCAGGCUGAAAAAAAGGGAUCAUUAACCGCCGCGUGUACGCUUUAGCUUCUGCAACGUUUUCAGUCGAGGCUCUGCUCCUCAUUUCAUUCUUUGCUUUGUUCAUGUCCUCCUGCACGAGGAAGGACGAGCCCUGCAGCCAACCAGUUAGUCAUCAAUAUGUAUGAACUGCUUGAGCCAGGUGACUAAUGCACCGAGAGACUCAGCCUCUUUACGGUUUGGUUUAAAGUGCUCCAUGCAAGGCUGUAUAAUUAUAUUCCUGUAGAAAAUCAGGACUCAAACAGCAGAGUGUGGUGAGGAAGGAAACAGUGGAGGGCAAAAAAGGCUUUAAGCCUCUAAACCUUUAUGUUAUGUGGAUUAUUAGUCGUAGUCUGAGUCGUUACAUAAAACCUAAAAACACCUUCUGAUACUCUGUUUGGACGAUCUAGGCAGGGAAAACACAUCUACAAAAAAAAAGUUCUUGAUUCUUCUCCAGUUGUCCGUUUUCAAAUUGCAGCCCAACCACUCUUUUUCUUUUGCUCAGUAGCAGCAGGAUAGUUUUUAUAUCAGUUGCUGGUUUGCCACAGUUUGUUUUAGUAGUGUUUUUCAUACUCACUUAAGUUUUUUGAAUGAAUUCUUUUUGCCUCUGCCAUUGUUAGGUCUCAAGUUUCACACCAGCAGUGGUGUUUUAGUUCAGUCCGGAUGUUUAUGAGCACCACGAGACAGCAUGUGCUCGUACUUGAGAUAAUAAGGCUUAACCCAGGUGUUCUCACGCCGGGACUCCAUUGUCGCAGACUAACUAAGCCAAAUUUAAGCCACAUUCAUGAAAGCCACUUAAAUGUUCUAGUUGAACUAAUCCACAUUAAGGCCUAACCAGCCCUGAGACUUUUUAUGCACUCAAUGGAUUAAUUUCUCUCAAAUUUUGGUCACAAAAUUGUUAAAAUCCAUGUUAGUGAGCACUUCUCUUUUUUUCCAAGAUAACCCAUCCACCUGACAGGUGUGGCAUAUCAACAUACUGAUUAAACAGCAUCGUUACUACACAGGUGUGCCUCAGGAUGGUCACAGGAAAUGCUCACUAACAAGGAUUAAACUAAUUUGUGACAAAUGCUGUGUCUCAAAUCGUGUACAUCCGUCAGUACACUUCUAUGCAGUAUACUGUUUGCACUAUGUACUUACUGGCGUAGUGCGAAAAUUUCGACAGGGUAGUGUUGUCUCAAACCAAACACGGCCGUUGUGCGCUCAGCGGAAAUGAUGACCGCAGCUGUUAGCUAGUUAGCAAACUAGCAUUAGCAUUUGCGUUAUCGUUCACGGUACCAAAUCAUUACAGACUGUUAAAUGAACCCAACAAACAUUCUGCUGGCUUAUACCCGACAACAGUAUAGUGGUGCUUAGUGCAAAAAACACAUGUAUUUGUACAAUGCAGCGACAUUCACAGUCGCACAGUUUUUGGACGCCAUUUCCAGUUUGAAAAGUGGUCCCUCCCCUUCUGCUACGUAGCCAAGAUGGCGACCAUUGAGGGCGAGAAGUGUCCAUAGUUCCACACUCAACUUCUUGACCGUUUUGAGUGCACCAUCCGGGUACUCACAGUGCACUGCAUUUUUACAUACUUCUCAGUGUGAACGCACUUAUGCACUCAAAAUAUUAAGUGUAAGUACAGAAGUACACGAUUUGAGACACAGUGCAAAUUCUGAGAGAUGUAAGUGUUUUGUGUGCAUAUAAAGUCCUAGAUCUUUUACUUAAACCUGUGAAAAAUGGGAGCGAAAACAAAAAAAGUUGCGUUUAAAUUUUUGUUCAGUGUAUUUUAAAAAUUCUUUAAUUAAAAAACAUGUAAAUGUGUGGUCUAAUUAUUGGUGGAAGAAGUAUUCAGAUCGUUUACUGAUGUAAAAGUACGAAUACCACCGUUUAAAAAUACUGUUACAAUUGUUUAAGAUCUGACUAAAUCAAAGUAAAUACGUAUAAGCAUUUAAAUACAUUUAAAGUACCAAAAGUACUGCAAAAUGGCUCAUUUCAGAAAUAUACAUGUAUUUUUUAUGACUGGAAAAUAAUUAUUGAUGCAUUCAUGUUACAGCAGCUUUAUAUUCUGCUGUGUCGCUUAAUCUUAAAUAAUUUUAUUUAUUUAAUUCAUACCUGAAUUAUAUGUUGUGUUAAUCUUAAUCUGCAAAGUAACUAAAUGUAGUGGAGUAAAAAGUACAAUAUUUGCCUCCACAAUGUAGUUGAGUAGAGUUAUAAAGUUGUACAAUAUAGAAAUACUAAGAUAAAUAAAGUACCUUAAAAUUGUACUUUAAUACAGUAAUUAAGUCAGUGUACUUAGUUACUUUCCAUCCCUGGAUGUAAUUGUAUUUUUAUUCCUUCAUUCAUUUUCCAUACCUGCUUAUUCUGCUGGGGGUUGUGGGGAGCUGGAGCCCAUCCCAGCUGACAUUGGGAGAGAGGCGGGGUACACCCUGGACAGUUUAGUGUCACCAGUUAACCUGUAUGUCUUUGGACUGUGGGGGAAGAUGGAGCACCUGGAGAAAACUAAUGCUGUCAUGGGGAGGUGCACUCUUUUUUUUUUUUUUUUUUUUUAAGAUUUUUUUGGGGCAUUUUUAGCCUUUAUUUGAUAGGACAGACAAGCGUGAAGGGGGGAGAGAGAGAGGGAGCGACAUGCAGCAAAGGGCCACAGGCUGGAGUCGAACCCGGGCCGCUGCGGCAACAGCCUUGUACAUGGGGUGCCCGCUCUACCACUAAGCCACCGACGCCCCGGGGAGGUGCACUCUUGAACAAUGAAAACAAUGCUAACCACUGUACCGUUUCUUCCUCUCUGUCAUAACUUCUCAUUGCAAGUUUCCAGCAGCACAGACGCACGAGUUUGUUUGAUGUGACUGUUUUGCGACUCUCAGAAAAAAACAUGCCGACAUCAACAAGAUAUUUGUGAGUUCGGAGGCAUUCUGAUGGAUCGGAAAAUUUGGAACCAGUUCUCAACUGGAACUGGUUUUCCAUUCCCAUCCCUGCUGAUUAAGCAUGAGAUAUAUGCUUCAUUUGCACAGCAUCUUUGUAAUUAAAUCCACACCUGUGGUAUGGAAACCGGUUUAGAUUCACACUGUUUGUGUUCCGGUCUCCUGCAGGCCUCCUAAAGAGCACGUUUCUUAGGUAAACUCAGCUGUAGACCUCUUGGACCGUCUUGUUUUGGUAGGAUGUCAUAGAUACUUUAGAACUUAAUAAUUUUUAUGGUAAUACUUCAGAAAGUCAGAUGCCUGUUUUACGUCAGUAGUUACUGCUUUGGCUGUGUAGGGUCGUUUAUAGGCCGCUGUCUGUAUUUUAUACAACAUGUCAGACUCUGACAUUGAAGCCACGUGUGAAGGAUUAAUGACUUUUUUUUUUUUUUUUUUUAUCUGUGAACAAGCGAGGUCAUCUCUACAAACCAGCAGCUCUUCAUUCAGCCUUUUCUGAAAUAUUCAGAAUAUGUCAUUAUAGAAACUUACUGAAGCAGUAAUGUCAUUCCAGUGGGCUGCGUGGAGGCUCAUGAAGGGCACUGUUCAGAGGACGAGGGACGUUCACUGCACAAAAUGUGUGUCAGGACUAAAGGGUACUUUUUUAUUAUUUUGCUGCCAUGCUAACUUGAAUGAGUUAAUAUUGUUUACAGUCGUGUUUUCUAUUAAUGAAUGUUUAUUGACACUUAUUUGCACGUUUUGAAGACUGAUGUACAGCUUCACUUGAUUUUAACGUGUCACAUAGGCACUAUAUAUGUACUGUAAUACAUCUGUUGGCAUUCCCCUGAUACUUAUGAUUCAAUGAUGACUGAUUUUCUUUACAUUUGUUGUCUUAUAUUUUGUUUGCUGUCUGCACUACCACUUUUUGAGAGGAAACAAGUUAAAUGGAGUCUCAGUUUCUGUAUAGGAGGAAUUUGUACAGGUUUUUACCCUCAAGUACUGAAUCUUUUCUGUGAGGAUGCUACCCUCUGAAUGGAAGUACAUGUCGGUCAAAUAAACUGGAAAAAUAUGCUGAGAUUAAUA